UUCUAGAAAGGUUGAAGAGGAUGAAUAUGAAGACGGAACAACUAACCAAAAAUGGGUUUUAGCUCCAAAAACACAAGACACAGAUGUGACUCUCAUACUAAACAAGCUGUUGAGAGAGUAUGACAAAAAGCUACGGCCAGAUAUUGGAAUAAAACCAACAGUUAUUGAUGUUGACAUUUAUGUCAACAGCAUUGGUCCUGUAUCAUCAAUAAAUAUG
Messenger RNA from Leptosomus discolor (cuckoo roller), 217 nucleotides. The record is from RefSeq and is a predicted model, not a curated record. Lineage: Eukaryota; Metazoa; Chordata; Aves; Leptosomiformes; Leptosomidae.